AUGGAUUCCCAAGUCCUAUCAGCAGGGAGUCUAUUUGUAUCCCACCUAUGCCCACCUAACCUUUCUGAUUUGUCAAACGUUUCUGAACCUGCAAAAUUUUCGGCACAACAAUUAUUGGAUCGCCAAUAUGAUGAGGAAGGAUGGAAUUGGCUCAUUGUGAAUGAAACGGAACAUUCGCAACGUUUAUUAGAUGCAGCAAUUGAAAAGUGGCCUUCAAGUCCAAUUGUUUAUCACAGACGUGCGUUAUUUGACAUUUAUCGCAACAACUUCUCCAAUGCUUUCCAAACAUAUAUUAGGGGCCUUGAUUUCGCACGUAACUAUGACCUGUAUGAUGGGUUUUUAUCAUUUCUUUAUCAUAAGGCAUCGGUUCAUGAGUAUAUUUUAUAUAUCAUAAAAGCGGUUGAGCAGGUUGGAUUGGAUCACCGUUCUGGGCCACUGUGGCGCGAAUUAGCCACAAUAUAUCUCAAAAUAUACAACACAUCACUUCUAUCCUCUGGGGUGGCACAGGGGUUGAUUCCAGACUUAUUUUUUAGUGAGUCCACGAUAUCAAAUGCACCACUAAUCCCCAGUCAGGUUGAGCAGUCGGUUUUCAAAGGUUUAGCGCCUCCCGAAUUGUGUGGAAAUGAAGAGCAGAAGUCUUACAUAGCACUAUUCGGCGAUGUACAAUAUUUACGCAAGCUUUUUCACAAGUGGCUUGGAACGCCUACCUUGAAUAUGGCCAAAGUGUGGGAGGCCUAUUGCACUUUUGAACGUUUUGUUGGAGGCAUUGGAGUUGAUCAUGGGCCGGGAUCCAAAAUAAUGUCUGACUAUGAAGCGAUAUAUUCUAGAUCAUCGAUAACCUAUGAUCGUCUAGUUGAUUACUAUACCAAAAUCCGUUAUGAUGAAGCAGAUGAAAAUUUGCAUGGAUGGCUCGAGGUGAUCGAGUUUGAAAAAUCUAACCCUAUAGGCCUAGAUCCCUCAUUAUGUAACGAACGAGUAUUUUAUACAUACUACUAUGCAUUAAAUUACCUCCCUCGCUGUGCCCAACUAUGGUACGAUGCUUUUCAGUACAAUCUAACCUCUGGCCGGGGCGAUGACGCAGUCAAAAUGUUAAAAAUUGCGCUGGGGAAAUUCCUUCCAAAUCACACGCAUUUGGGCCUAGCUUUGGCAAUUUAUUCGGAAAAAUUUGCCACCGAACUUGCAGAUCUCAAUGUUACUGAUGAUAAGCUUGAGGAUUACUUUUCAGGAGCAACCAACAUUUUGGCUCUGUUUGGAAUAAAUACCAAGGUAGAUGAUCAUUUGAAGCUGAGUGGAAGAAUUUGCGAUUUGCCUGCUUUCCAGGUGAUUCAUCUGUUAAAUUUCGUUAGGAGGUGGAAGGGCAGUGAAAUGUGGAGAAAUUUAUCAGAAAAGAUAAUGAACGCCUCUGGUGUCUUCUCAUGGCAGCUAGCCUGGUACAUGUCUACGAUCGAGAUACAAUGCUACAGUAACUUGUCUCGCGGCCUAAACAUACUCAACAUUGCCCAAGAUCUGUUGAAUUUUGACAUAAAGUAUACAUUACAGCAUUUUUACUUGCUAGUGUCCUAUGGGAAAUUGGAUGAUGCUAGAACUCUGGCUACUAGAUGCCUCACUGGCGACAAGUCCAAAAGCGAUGCCCGAGACAAUCUUAAAAUCAAGCUUUGGUUGGCUUGGCUUAAUAUGGAAUUUUUUUAUGGCAGCAAAGAAACACUGAAGUUCGUUGAGGACGCAUUUGUCAGGUACAAAUUGGGACUAAGCACGGCCCAAAUUCUUACACAAGACGGCAGCUCUUCUUCUGCCCAUAUUUUAGCGGGAUACAAUGAUUUUUCAUGCUUGUGUGAUUUAGUACCAUGGAACCAAUUCACAGAAUGUGUAGAAUGGACGCCGACACCGCUAAAACUCUUUUCCGGUUUGGAUAACACAGAUGAUAUUUCACGUAGCAAGUACGACUUUAACAACCUGCCAGUUAUUGUGCGCCCAGAUGUAUCAAUGAUGACGCUAUUGGAUUUAAAAUCAGUGGCUGCCUUGGAGACUAAAACUUUGUUACAUUCGUCACAAAGACCCCCAUUCCCUCCUUCCUUGACCACGUUGGAUUCUGUAGUAACACCUCCCAAGCCCAUUUUCGACUUACUAUGCAUACUGCCAACUCCAGAAGCCAUUAUUUCAUCUUAUAAGUCAAAAAGGGGGUUAGGGAACCCAAUUAGUGCCACUGAUAUUUCCUACCUAACCAGCGUUGAGAAUGUGGAUUACCUCCUUUCCAUGAUAGUAUCAACCGACUUUAAUUUACCUUGCAGCAGGGGCUAUACUCCCUUGCCAUUAGACCACCUGAUUAAGCUUAAGGAUGGCAAUGUUAGUAGUUUAGGUGUGGCGGAGGAUGAUGCGGCUGAGGGGCAAGGCAAUGAGCGUGCGAUGGAAGCUAUAAGGAAGAUGAAGAAGGGUGGGGGGAUAGGCGCCCUGUUGGACUUCUUGCAGAAUAAUACAUAG
Messenger RNA from Babesia microti strain RI, 2478 nucleotides. RefSeq names its product conserved Plasmodium protein, unknown function. Gene Ontology annotation, molecular function: protein binding; mRNA binding. Lineage: Eukaryota; Apicomplexa; Aconoidasida; Piroplasmida; Babesiidae. Bases 1 to 2478 code for a protein of 825 amino acids. Gene Ontology annotation, biological process: mRNA 3'-end processing. The transcript has 9 exons. Gene Ontology annotation, cellular component: nucleus. The record is from RefSeq and is a predicted model, not a curated record.